AUGAUUUCCACAAUUGCCUCUAAAUUUUACCGGGACCAUCUGGCAACACUGCCACACUGGUGUCAGUUGUCUGCUGGACAGCACCAGAGGAGGAUGGGUUGUGACGCGCUCUUGCCGGGCCUCGGGGAUUUUGAAUAUGUUAUAACUGUCGUGGGACUCCUCACUGUGAUUAAGUUCGUGGCCCAAAUACUGUGGGCCGUGGGCACUGGCGUACGGGCAUACUUCUGGUCCAGGCUGUGGCAGAAGCAGCUGGUGGAGACGUACGGCAAGUGGGCAGUGGUGACGGGCAGCACUGAUGGCAUUGGGAAGGAGUACGCCAAGGAGCUGGCCAAGAGAGGCAUGAACCUGGUCCUCAUAUCACGUUCCAUGGACAAAUUGCAGAAGGUCUCCACAGAAAUUGUUCAGGAGUUUGGUGUGGAGACAGAGGUGGUGCAGGCAGAUUUCAUGAAUGGACGCCCCAUUUAUGAAGACAUUGCCAAGCACUUGCAGGACAAAGACAUAGGAGUCCUUGUGAACAAUGUUGGGGUGAUGCUGUCACACCCCAUGGAGUUUGAGCUGGCCUCUGAGAAGGAUAUCUGGAGCCAUGUCAAUGUCAAUGUGGCCUCAGUGCCAGCCAUGUCCAAGUUAGUGCUGCCGGGCAUGCUGAGUCGUGGCCGAGGUGCCGUAAUCAACUUGGCCUCCAUCGCCGGCUUCCACCCGAUCCCUCUCAUGGGCAUCUAUUCUGCUACCAAGGCAUUUGUUGACUACUUCUCCCAAGCCAUGGAGUGGGAGUACCGUGGCUCUGGCAUCACUGUGCAGACCCUCACCCCCUCCUAUGUCUCCACCAAUAUGACCAAGUUCUCUGAGCUCGUCCAUAAGCCUGGCUUGUUUAUUCCCACUGCUGCAACAUACGCUGCCAGUGCCAUACACACCCUUGGCUAUGCUGGUCGCACUGCAGGUUACUGGGCUCACUGCAUUCAGACUUACUUGGUGGAGAACUUUGUCAACUCGUGGAUGUUCAUGCUGGGCAACUACCUGUGGAACUCCUUGCUGUUGCGCACCAUGAAGAAGAAUCAGGCCACCAGCCGAGGAUAGCAAGUGGCAGUGUGUCCAGGUGUUAUUGCAAGGCUGUGUGGAGCUCCUUGGACGUGUCUCUCAUAGUCGUUCUCUCCUCUGCCUUCCUCACUUUUAAGUUACCUAAAAAGUCAUAGUCCGCUCUCAACAAAGGAGUCUGGUCAAGGAAUGAAGUAGGUGUUUAGACUGCCAUUCAUCUAGUUUUUAGAAUGUUUUGUAAGUGUACCUGUCCACCAUGACGAAGUGUUCUUAAUCCUGAAGCAUAGUUGUUUCCAGCCUUGGUUGGCCCUACUGGACAGAACAUGUACUCUUGUGUCUAGUGAUUACCAGCUUUUCACCAUUUUCAAGACAUCCACAAACUUGCGGAGUGCUUCAUUGGAAGGAAAAAUAUAAUCAAAUUAUGUUAUGGGUCCAUUUUUGGGGUGAUGAAGUCUUCUUAAAAGAACAACAAAGAUGGCCAAGUGAAUCCAACAUGACUGCUGUAUGAAACUCAUCCUGUUAGAAUUUGUAUGCAUAUUUGUGUUUCUCAAGAACCUGUGGGAUGUAUCAAUGCCAACUGAAAAGUUCAGUUGCUUUAGUUAAUUUAAACCAGUUACAUGGGAAGGGAGGAACAUCAAUAAACAUUUCCUUCACUGUGUAUUGGAGAAAAAUAGAUGAUAGAUCAGUAAUUUUGUGACCCUCUCAUCUUAUAGCUGCUUCAUAAUUUUAAAGCUAGAAAUUUUAUCAGCUAAAAUUUGACAUCUGUUUAUACCUAUGCACCAGACCAAUUUUCCUUAUAAAGCAGGAUAAUUUAGACAAUUAUGACUUCACUUUUACAUGCAUUCUCUCAAUUCACAUCUAGGCCUCUAGGAGAGAGAAGUGAUCCUCACUAGCCACAGUUUUGUCUGGGUGUGUUACACACCAUGUCCAGAUCUCCCCACAUCAGGUCUGACAGCAAGCAGUGCUAGCCUGGUUCUGCCAGAACAUAAAAGACUCAACUUUUCCAAACCUGAUCUGAUCCGCUGAUUGGACGAGAAAUGGUAGAACAUAAUUGAAGUAGUUUAAAAUUUUGGUACGCUUUAAUAGAUACACAUUUUAAAAUUCUUUUACUCGAGGUGAUUUUAUGAUAUUUGCAGUGUAAUGUGGAGAUUUAAGAAACUGAAGUGUUGUAUUGUAAUUAUAAAUGUAAUUUAUUCUCACCAGUUUUAAGGAAUUUGUUUGAUAGUAGAAACCAUGUCAUAUUUAUCAAAUACAGAUAUUGUGCAACCUUUAGGCUCUCAGUGAGAGGUUCUCCUCAUAUUUGAUCUGAUUAGCUGAUCAGGUUAAAUGCAGGGAGUGGGGAUUGGUACAGCAGCAAUAAACCAACUCAGUUGUCAGACUUUGGCACAGAGAUAUUUACUGCACUUAUUAUUUUAAUACAGUGAGGUUGGUGAGGACUGGUCCUUUCUUCCCCAGGGAUCUAGAAGCUAAGGUGUGGGGAAUGCUUGUGAAUGUGAGUACUAUAUAUAUGUUCUCUCACUUGUCUCCUUUAAAGGGGAUGUUGUCCAGGUAUAUAGGUAUACAUAGGCUAUCUAUAUUCAUAUUUAUCUGAUGCUUUUACCUGUUACACAGAUUUCCAUCACCCUUACCAUCUUUUCCUCACACAUCAAAGGCACUUAUCAGUUCAUUCAUUUAGUAUCUUGGAUCCUUUGUCUUUCCAACUUUUCUCAAGAAUCUUCAGUCUGUAUAAUUUCCAAUGUUUGUUUAUACUACCAUUUUCCUUUUAGAUUGAGACAGUUGAUGGUUUUUGUUCAGUUUCCUGGUGCCCUCUCUGUCUCCCAUCCUAUCCCACAUUCUGUGCACCUGUUCAGUCACACCUCCCUUAUACUUAAACAUUUUAUCUAUAAUUUCAUCCAGAGUUGGUGCCUUUCUGUUCUUCAGAUAUCCAGUUGUUCUUGUCAUCAGGGUACAGUACUCGAUAGAUAAGAUGAGAUGGGUGGAGAGAUGAGAGAUCUGGUUGUGAAAAGCUUGUGCAUCAUACAAUCACUUGCAAGAUUCAUGAAAGGGAAAAACAUGUUUAUAAAUGUAAAGAGAAGUUUAAAGAGUAGUGUUCUCCUGCCAACACUAAUGUAUGGAUGAGAGACCUAUAGGUGGAAUAGAGUACAAUAACGAAGAGUGUGUGCUGUGGCAGUGAGUUAUCUGGGAGGUCCAUGUGGAGUAACAAGAUGUGAGUGUGAGAGCAGUAAAAGUGAGUAUGAGAGGUGUGGUAUGAGUGCCCAUGCAAGUGGUAUAAAUUGCAGAGUGGUGGAAUAGAUUGAAAGAAACACAUUGUGAUGGUGUGGCUGUAUUGAGAAGAGGAUAAGGGAAAAGUUUGUAAAGAAAGUGUAUGUAAGCAAAGUUGGUGCUAAUAGAAGAGUAAGGCCACUUGGAAGAUGGAAGGAUAGGGUAAGGGAAUAUAUGUGUGCAAGAGGUGUUAGUAGAGUUCAAGUGCUUGAACUUGAAAGAGUAGAAUGGCAGGAUAGGGAACAAUGGAGGUUCCUCUGCUAUGGCCACCCACUAAAAGGAGCCAUGUGUCAGACAUAGAUAGGUAGAUACAUAAAAACAUGCAUAGAUGUCACCUUUUGUAUUUUCUCUUGUUCAUGUACAUAAUCUCUGAGCACCACCUUUCAUUUCCAUAUAUGUCACCAAUGCUUCACCUUCAUUCUUUUAUAGUCAUCAGAUUUUCAAAAUAGCCCAGCCAUCUUGUCACAUCCUUUUUUUUUCUCCUCUCAUGACAUCCUCCUGUCCUCAUCUUUCACCUUGUUUCCUUCAUUGUUUGAAUUCAUAAAUCUUUUCUUAGCUUUUCCUUAGCUUCCCUCCAUUAUAGCCUUCUAUCUUCUAUAUGUCUUGUUCAGUUGUGUUCAAAAAUUUUCAUUGAUUAUUUUUUUUAUUUUCUUGUAUCACUUGUUUCACACUCAUUUACACUGCAAAUUUCCUUUUCCCCCUACAUUUAUUCUCUAUAGUACAUUUCUUUCUUUGUUGCACACACCUCUUUCCUGUCACUGUUACCUUGUCUGUUGUAUAUACCCUUACUUCUUUUCUGCUUUUAUCUUCACCUUUGCACUCAAUAACUUUUUGAAGGUCUGAAAAAAUGUUCUUAGCAUUUGCAUCAUCAUUUAUAUUCUCAUGUCCAUCAUUCAUUAUUUCAGUCACUGUUUGUUGUCCUCUCUCACCCCUUUGUCUCUGAAUCUUUUGAUCCUGAGCCUCUUUUCACUCUCUGUAUUCAUUCUCUUUCUAACCUUUCAUCCAUCACUUUGCAUUAGCCUGUGUCUUUUUGUAAGAUUGUCUGGUUUUGUAUGUUAAAGCUGCAAAUAUUGUGCCUUUGGUAUUAGGGUUAAUAAGCUUUUAAGUAUGAAAGUGCUUUUUGUAAUUACUCUUAUCUGAAGUAUGCUAAUCAAGGAAGUGAUUCUGUGAUAGAGUUGUUACUGAAACUGAGGAGCACAGAGGAGGUAAAGAAAGACUUAUCAGUCAUUAAGGUUUGAAUUUCCAGUGUCCUUCAGUUCUUAACUAGUAUACAAACAAAUAGGUAGUAUAUUUUCAUUUAUAAGUCUUAUAAAGUGUAAACAAUAUACUGUAUUAUUAUAAAGUAGUAAUAAGGCUGGAAGCUUGCAUUGUAUGAUGUUUAUUUUUUGUUAUUAUGCAAAGACCAUCUAGGCUUUUCUGUUUUUUCUGUUUAUGUAUCUAUCCCUCUAAGUGUUGUGGCCACGGCAAGGACCUUUUACUUCUCCCUGUCCAAACAGUCCUUUCUUGCUCCCUAUGAGUAUUAGCACCGGCCCUCACCACAGGUGUUUCCCCUGCAGUCCUUAUUCCUUCCAAGUGAAUUUCCUCUCCUGUUGGCACUUUUCUUGUCACAUUUUUGUGUGUUUUCUUCAGAGUAAAUUUUUACUAGAUCUAUUUUUUUGUCAUAUGUAUUGUUUAAUGACUAUAAAUAUUAUAGAUAUUAUAAUAGUAACUUUUACUGUGUAUUUUUACAUAUAAAUAUUUCAUUAGAAAUCACAGCAUAUGAAUAUAUUUUUUAUACAUUAUUGUAAAUUUCCCUAAGAAUUGUAUAUAAAAACUUGUGUCAAAAACAUUACAUGUCACACCCAAGUGACUUUUAUAACAUGACAUCAUUAACACAACAUUAUUUGUGUGUCAGCACAUCUGUUGCACACAUGAUGUGCCCCUGUACUGUGUGAGAUGCUCCUGCAUUAUUUCUGAAAUUAUUUAUAUUAUAACUUACAUUCUCUUUCAACUUACCACUUCCUGUCAUUGUUACAAGCUUAUUAAUGAAGUCUGCCCUGUAUUUU
This is a messenger RNA of Scylla paramamosain (green mud crab), 5339 nucleotides long. RefSeq names its product inactive hydroxysteroid dehydrogenase-like protein 1. The coding region runs from base 1 to 1074 and encodes 357 amino acids. The transcript is spliced from 9 exons. Gene Ontology annotation, cellular component: endoplasmic reticulum. Gene Ontology annotation, molecular function: oxidoreductase activity. The record is from RefSeq and is a predicted model, not a curated record. NCBI's taxonomy places the organism in Eukaryota, Metazoa, Arthropoda, Malacostraca, Decapoda, Portunidae.